AUGAAUUAAAAUUAUAUUGACCAAGCCUAUUUCUCCAAGCAAUUCUAUAGAGCAUUUGGAAAUUAUAUUGGACCCCAUACUUCGACACCCAGUAUGGCAUCAGAAUAUUUAUCCUCCACGAGGACUCAAACAGCCAAUAUGCAUAAAUAAAACAGUUUAGCGAAACCAAUUAAAUCUCCUCAAAGUGUAAAUAAACCAAUACUUUAAAAUUCUGCACGAGUUAAGACAUAGACUCAACAUAUUUCGAAAUAGCAACCAAUAGUUCAUCAUAUUAAAAGUUUAUCGUCAGACUUAAAGAAUUAACCUCAAUAGAAAAGAUUUAAAUAAGAGAAAAUAAUAUCACUCACAGAAUCAGAGUAGCAUCCAUUUUUAAUAAUCUAAAAAAAAGCAAGGGAAUUAAGAAAAAUUGAAUCUCGAAAAAGUAUUUUGCCUUCAAUUUACACUGAUUCCUAACACAGUGCCAGAUUGCCAGAUAUUCCUCCAUUAAUACAUAUUCCAACAAUACAAAUAACAGAGCCAUUAGAAUUACAUUCAUCGAAAGGCUAGGAAUACGAAUCAGAUAAAGAUGAAGAUUCUGAAGGAGAAGAGGAUUUCCCUCAAGUACCCUAAAAGAUGAAGAAACUAUCUGUUCGACUCAAAUUCAAAAAUGCUGUUUAAUCUCAAGUUUCUACUCUUUUUAUCAACAAACAACCAAAGUCCCUUUUUAAUGUCAUAAUCUCACCUGAAUUCACAAUAAAGCAUGAAGAAGAACGUCAAAAAAUAAGUGAUGCCUUUGAGGCUGGAAAUUUUAUUUUAUAUAAGGCUAAGUAAUUUCAACAUAAGGAAGUAGCCAAUAAGAAAAAACUAUUUGAGAGUGUAUUCAAUUUGAAACAUCCACAUAAGAUGAAUAACAUUGUCAAUUCACAAAUAGCUAAAUUAAAUACUACCAAUAAAGCAUUUUAAAGAAAAAUUAAAAUGAUUUUAACAACAACUGAAAACAGCAAAGAAGUUGAGUAACCCUAAAAAUUUUCAUUUUUAUCUAAAUAUAAAAAGAAUCAAUUUUCUCAACAAGGAACUAAUGAACAUUAUGCAUAAGGUAUCAAUUUAAAUAAAGAUUUAUUUACAAUUACAAUUACUAACGAUAAAUUAGAAAAUGAAAUUAAAAUUUUUAAGAGACCAAAAUUUAUAAUUCAAUAAGAUUAAAUUAUUGAAGAAGUGCAUUUAGCAUUAUCUCCACCUAAAAUAUCUAAGUCUCCUAGUAGAAGAAACCUAACACAUUCUGGAUCUCUCCACUAAUCCUUAAGACAAAUACAUCUAAGACACUCAGUCUCACAACAAAUCAUUAAAGAUGAACUAUCUAAUAUUACCAUUCCUCCUCCUAAUGUUGAAGAAAAUAACAAUCUAGAUUUUAAUCAAGAAUUCUCAAAAUCUAAUUUAUAUGUCAGGCUUUAUUAUCAAAGUAAAUUGCAUAAAUUACCCAGAAAAACUACUUUUGUUGGAAUGAAUAUAUAAGAAAUAGAAGAUUACUAUAUUUCCUAACAACAAUUAAUUAAGUUAACAUUUAUAAAGUUUUAAGUCACCGAAGUACCUGGAUUCGAAUUGAUUGGAUCGACAUUGCAAUAAAACAUAGAACUCCCAAAAUAUAUUAUUGACUAGCCAAAACUAUCCUUAAGUUCCAACCUUUUUUUUUUUGAUUAGAGCGAAACAUUUUCUUCUAGUGAAUCAGAUUAAAGCAGAUCUUUAGAUUUACUUUUAGAAGAGCCAAUUUAAAGUUUAAUUUUGAAUAAAUUUAGGCUAGGAUUAUAAUAACAAGAAAAUGGAAGUUAAAUUGGAAGCAAAGUAAAAUCCCUUAAUCAUUUAGAUUAAGGGGAAGAGGAGGACAUAUUUAUUGAAGAUGAUUUCAAGAAUUUGAAAUGUAAUUAUUCAUGCAUAACAUCAGCUCUUUCUACUGGUUAAUUGACUUUAAUUAAAUAAGCAAAAACUAAUUUCUUAUAAUCAUAUCAAUAUAGGUGCAUUAUAAGCACUUUAGAUCAAAAUACUAAAAAUUAAUUAUUAACUUUCCCUUAACAAGCCAGACCUUUAAAUGAGACUCUAGAUUCCCUCUACUCUGAUACUGAUAGUGAGGCAUUUAGGUAACUAGAAUAAUUCAAUAAUGGGGAAAUUUUAAAAAAGAGAAUAGCUAAUUAAUUAGAAGUGCGAUACCAAACAAUAUUGAUUGGAAGAUAUUAGGAUUUUUAGAAGGUUAUUGACAUAGAACACUAAGAUUUAAUAGAGACAUUAGAAAAUCUACCAGAAAUACCAAAAUUAAAGGAAUUAGAGAAGUAAUCAAAAAGUUAAAACUAAUAAUUGCAAUAACAGCAAUCAUAAUUAAAUUUAUAAAAAUAAUAACCAUAAUAAAUAAUAAAUUAACAGUUUAUAAAAACAGACUAACAUAUUCGAUAAAUUGCUAAAAUAAAAACUAAUUUGCAUAAUAAAAAGUAGUUACUACAAAAUCAAUCAUAAACGAUUGCUUAACCAAAUCUAAGAAAAAAGUAAACUGCCAAUUCGCCAGAUCAAAACAUCUCAAAAUUAACAAUGCAGUAUUCUAACUAAUUAACUAAUUAAUAAACUUAAAAUAAUAAUAUUAUCACCCAAUCUACUACUUAAUAUUUAACUAAACCAACUAACUAAUCUUAACAAUCAUUUAAUGGAUCAGGAUCAAAGACAAUUCAAAAAAGUAAUUCCAAUGGAGAAUUAAGUGAAACUUCAUCCAUCAAAUCAUCAAAUAGUAGAUUGGAUAUUAGUUCAUAAAAAAUAAUUGAUGGAGACAAUUAAAAACAUCAGCCAAAAAUCUAAUAGUUUCAAGAAUCUCAGAAUGAAAAAAAACUAAAACAUCAUCCGACAAAAUCAGAUAAAUUACUCAAUAAGAUCUUUGAACAGAAAAUAUCAAGUAUGUAAUAAAAUGCAUUGAGGAUGAGAAGUCAUGCAGAGGAAUAAACAAAAAGGUAGAAAUAUGAUCAAAAAUAUUAAGUAAAGUUUGCAAUCUAGGACAACAAUUUUUAGGAGUUUAUGGAAAAUUUUAUUUAAUUGCCAGAAAUGUACAUUGAUUAUAGAUUCUAAAACAAUGAAACCUUUUUAACUUUAGCUACACAAAGUGGAAAUAAGGAGAUUGUGAAAGAGCUAAUAAGAAGAGGAGCAGAUAUUAAUAUACAGAAUGAUGAUGGAAAUACGCCCUUGCAUUUGGCAAUAGCAUAUUCUCAUUAUGUAAUAGCUGAUAUGCUAAUGUUUUCUGGAGCCUUCUCUCACAUUUUAAAUAAGCAGGGUAGGAAUGCGUGGAACGUAAUAUGA
This is a messenger RNA of Paramecium tetraurelia, 3306 nucleotides long. RefSeq lists its product as uncharacterized. NCBI's taxonomy places the organism in Eukaryota, Ciliophora, Oligohymenophorea, Peniculida, Parameciidae. Gene Ontology annotation, molecular function: protein binding. The record is from RefSeq and is a predicted model, not a curated record. The transcript has 8 exons.